CAUCAGAUGUAUCCAGUAACCUAACCAAUUAUCCUUAUGUGAAGCGAUCGGUCCCAGCUACGAUAAAUGCCGAUCCGUAUGCUUCUACCAAUGUAGACCUGCGUCGAAAUACCGUCCAUGGCAAGUCCACAGCCUUCCUUGGCUGGAUGUUGCUGCUAAACUACAAUUUACUGUUGUAUUCCGAUCGUUCUUGGAACCUCACUGAACAUGGAGGAUGAAACUGACUGUUUGUUUCGGAGAUUCUAAGGUGGUGGUUCCGUGUGGUUCCGGGGCGCUAUCUAUUCGCGAUCUUGCUUUCAGUGCGCUCAAAAGGGUCAAGCACACUUUCCCGAAACUAGACGCACAUGAUCGCAUUGUUGUGCACAGCCUGACAAGCGCCCGAGAUGGGGGGAUCUUGGAUUGGGACGACUGCGUUUGCGAUGUACUGGACGACCGGGAGCUGGUGGUUGCUCAGUACUCCAUCGUCACCCUUACCAACUGCACGUCAUCCUGGCAGGCCAGAACUUUCCCCCAUGAUCAAUUGUUCCCUCAUUUGUGCGCGCCUUUGAUUGUUGAUCCGUUCUGCGAACGCUGGGCGAAUGCUUUGUUUCAUGGUGACCCCAAGUCGACUGAAGUUAGCGGAAGCAGCGAAAGCGGAAGUGAUCAUCAUCCUGUAGAUCUUUCUGUUACUUUAACGAGCGCCACUUAUCCGAAGCACCACUACUUCAACUCGAUUCAGUUUUCUUCUGUGGCUGAUGAGAGCAAUAGUAGCAGCAGUCUCAGUCUGAACAUGAGUGCAAACAGUUGUGGAGUGGAUCACCCGACGAAUACGCACGUAUGGCAUCUCGUUGGCUCAGAACUCGAUUCGGUCGGAAAAAGCAGCAUCCUUUCCGAGUGCAGCGGACCUACGCGCGCCCGUAAUCCACCUGUUUCUUGCGUCAACAAGGCAACCGAAACCGAGAACAUCGCAUGUGUGAACCGUGCUGCUGCCCCUUUUUGCACUAUCCCCAACGAGUUUGUCCCACUCCGCUACUCCCCACCCUCAACCGAAAUCGAUGCGCUGAAAGGCCGCUCAAAGGAACACUCUCCAGCUUCGCUGCGGGAUGUCCCGUUCAGUGGCUUCAACAGUGUGCUCUCCACUCUCGGUCAUCACUCUGAUUAUGUUGCAACGAAUUGGGGAGGUGAAGAUAAUGUGGGGGCAUCCCAUCUUUUGUGGAACGGCAGCGAACCCUCCACAACAUCCUCCGUAACUUAUGUCCACGGAACCAAGGUUGACUGGCAUCUCCCUCCAUUUCCACACAUAUCACGAGAGACAUCCUCUUUGUCGUCGUUUGGGGAUGCAAAUCGUCCUCACGGUUCGUACGACAUAGGCUGUUUUUCAGCGGCACCAGUUCCACUGUCCCUUUCACUUCCCUCCACGGUUCCCAAUGAGUUCCGAACCAGACUCGGUGAAGUUGGUGAUGACCUACUGGAUGUUGUUGCGACUGAGCCAUAUUGCGACAACUUACAGAGGCCUCAGUCCGCGGUUUCUCCUGAUCACGCGCUAUGUAUGCAUGACGAAUCCGCUCCCUGCACCUCGGAUACAAUCAAUAUCAAAGUUACAGAUACUUCGCUGGACUGCUCGUCAACCGUACCGUGUACUUCUACCAGUGAUUCGUCCUUGUUUUCACUCAAUAAUGCGGAACCUCCGUUAUCAAUGUGGAUGUUGCCGAGAUCACCCGAAAGUCCACAACAUAUCCACACUAGUGUGAGCUCACCAGACACAUUUUCCGUCACCUCGGAUCCACCCUCUCCACUCUGCAGCACAGUGUCCAACUCGGGGAGCCGACCAUUAUUCUGCUCGUUGACUGUCUCGACAAUUCCGGAGGAGGAAGAGGAAGAAUAUUCAGUAGACUAUGACCAGAGUAUCCCGGCAAGUCCUGCGCAUCGAAACCAUCGCCCCACAGACCCGUGUCCCCGCACUUUAGAUGGCCUCGAUGGUGGCUGUGGGAAUUACGAGGAGGACUACCCACUUCUUCGUCCAGAUUAUUUUAUCAGCCUGGAGCGCCCAGAGCAUAGUAACAACGUCAACGGUUUAACAGAGAGAUUCCGCAACACACUUUCCCUUAAUUCGAAUAAAACAGUGGAGGACAAUUUGGCUGAAGUUUUUAAGCCUACUCAGAGUUCCACGGCUUUCUCAUCCAGCCCGUCUGCUACGAAAGCGUUGAGUUGUUUGGAGUCUAGUCAAGCGUCUGACUCUUUGUUAUCUUCCUCUCUGACUUCAACCCUUGACUGUGGUAUUCCGUCACACAAUUCCGAUGUUCGCACAUCUAUUUCACAUGAGAGCGCGAAAGAGCGCAACUUGGAAGAAAAUACACAACCCGAGAACAUUCCCAUGGCCAUUUCACGGUCAUUGUGUACCUCAGGCACGGUUAUUGUCCGGCUAGUGAACACGAGGCCCGGUGAAAACUUGGGCAUACAAAUUAAGCCGGUGUACGUGCAUUCCGUCAAAACUUCAACGGAAGACCUUCAUAAUCCCUGUACAACAAAGGCCAAGAUCGAAUCAGGUCUUGAAGUGCAUAACGUACUACCCAACGGUCGUGUUGCUCGAGAACGCUGCUUAUCUGUCGGCGAUCACAUACUCGGCAUCAAUGGUGUUUCUCUCAUUGGAGUUCCAUUUGAAAAGGGGCGUGACUUGUUUCAAGCUGCGCUCAGGCAAAAUGAAUUUACCCUGGAGGUUCUACCGCUCACGGCCCGGUUAAAAAAGCUCACAGAAGAAAGUGAGCGGAACCUGUUUUCUUCAGCUAAGAAUGUACUCAGGAGUAACGCAUCGGUUGGAGGUGAAGUUCGGACAGGCAUCCGUCAGGACAGGCCUGCUCCACCACCCCCACCAAGACGCUCUCCAAACACGGUUCUCACAAACCCUACCCCUGGAGUUGAUUCGUCAGUGCUGAGCACUUUUCCUGCCGAAGCUAAGCAUUGCGCUACGAUCACUUCAAUGCAACCUUCGGUACCUACGGAGGAACCGAACAUUGCUUAUAGUUUACCGCCGACUGGAUUCGUUCCUAUUUAUUUACAAAAGGGUACCUCCGGACUAGGUUUCAGUCUCACCAGUCGUGAUUUGCCGGACACGAAAGGCCGAGCUAUAUACGUCAAGAACAUCUUACUAGACGGGGCCGCUCGAGUAGAUGGCCGGUUACGUGCUGGCGAUCGAUUAAUCCAGGUUGGCGAUCUGGAUGUUGAUGCCCUUGGACAGGCACGCACAGUCGCGUGGCUACGUGAGAGACCCACAAACAGUGUCGUGCGGCUUUUGAUUUGGCGACCUGGUGAGGAUAAUCCCACAAGUGUUUGCAAAAAUCCGUGUGAUUCGACACCAUCUACGUCUGCCAGCAGAAUGCCAAUCGUUCAGCUCUCCGAUACUUCUGCUGCAAAAACCAACAGCAAACCCACGAGCACUGCUUCUGUGCUGCUCGAACGAGUAUGCGUGUAAAGUUAACGUUUUUGCCCCAUUGUAAAUCGUUUUUCUUAUAGACCACUGCUUUCAUGUUUUCCUUCAUCUUAUGACGUAAUUUGAUCCCCGUUUGCGAUUCAAUGGCCAUCUUUUGCAGAUUGCUUAUUGGAUCAAAUCACUUAACAACUUUCUAAUACUUGAUGACUGUUGAGCCACGCGAAGAAAUCCGGUCCAUUUUCAGAAAGACGUAGUUUGCAUUAACACGCUGGUUGCUUUGGCGUCGCUUCUAGCUAUCCUACGCUUCUGGAUCUGUUCCCCCCCUGUUUUAUGGUAGCAUGUCUGCAACUCAUGUUCUGCCGUUUCUUCUGCUUAGAAGCUCGUAGUACUUGUUUUCACAUCACCGAUCAAUAACUACUGUGCUAACAUUUACUC
Molecule: messenger RNA, 3841 nt
Organism: Dicrocoelium dendriticum
Lineage: Eukaryota; Metazoa; Platyhelminthes; Trematoda; Plagiorchiida; Dicrocoeliidae
Source: the annotation of a GenBank genome assembly